Molecule: messenger RNA, 1689 nt
Organism: Myxozyma melibiosi
Lineage: Eukaryota; Fungi; Ascomycota; Lipomycetes; Lipomycetales; Lipomycetaceae
Exons: 4
Coding region: 1-1689 (562 amino acids)
Biological process (GO): tRNA 3'-terminal CCA addition
Molecular function (GO): CC tRNA cytidylyltransferase activity; ATP:3'-cytidine-cytidine-tRNA adenylyltransferase activity; RNA binding
Source: RefSeq, a predicted model, not a curated record
AUGUCAAUUCAGGUGGAGGGUUUCGACGAGCCUCUGCAGUUGACGAAGCAAGAGACGAAGAUCCAGGACUUGCUGGUGAGGGCGUGCCGGGACAUUGAUAUUUCGCAGAAGGAUAGGGAGUCGAAUCUUGUCUUGCGGUUUACCGGCGGCUGGGUCCGAGAUAAGAUCCUCGGACUCAAAAACCAAGAUAUCGACGUCGCAAUCAACCGGUUGACAGGCUACGAAUUUGCCGAAAUGCUGCAGCAUUUUGUGAUAAAAAGGCGACAGUAUAAGGCUGCGAUGUCUGGGAUUAUCAAAAUCAAAAUGAAUCCGGAUAAGUCCAAGCAUCUCGAAACCACGACUACGAAGCUUUUCGGCCAAGAAAUCGAUCUCGUGAAUCUGAGAAGCGAGGAGUAUACUAAAGCUAGCCGGAUUCCGGUCAUGCGAUUCGGAACCGCGGAGGAGGACGCCUUCCGCCGCGACGCAACUAUCAACGCGCUGUUUUUCAAUCUUAUGAGCCAGAAAGUCGAAGAUCUGACCGGCAAGGGCCUCGAGGAUCUGCGCAACAAGAUCAUAAGGACUCCGCUUGAGCCGCACAAGACGUUUAUGGAUGAUCCGCUGCGCGUCGUGCGACUGGUCCGGUUCGCGACUAAACUUGAUUUUACAAUCGAGCCAGAGACCGAAGCGGCGAUGCGAUCGCCGGAGAUCCACACGGCGCUGCGAGAUAAGAUUAGUCGUGAGCGGAUCGGACUUGAGCUCAUGAAGAUGCUCCAAGGUCCUCAUCCGGAGCGCGGAAUCUUGAUGCUUGAAUCUCUGGGAGUCUCAAAUGCCAUUUUUGAGCCGAUGAUUGGCGUGGCAUCCAAAACCCUGCCGACGGAGAUCAAGCCGUUUAUUGAAGUGAUGAACGACCUGCUGAGCCGGGAUGCGGUGCCGGUUCUGGGACCGCGGUUUAAUCUUAAACAUCUCCCGAUGAUAUCGCUCUAUUUCUACGCCGCUGUGCGUCAGUGGGGAGCCACGCUGUCGGGGCUGAAGGAGACUAAGACGGUGGUGUUUUAUAUCAUUCGCGAUUCGGUGAAACUGCCUGCGUUGUUUGCUAAUGAAGUUGCCUCGAUUGCUAUCCACGCCGAUAGGAGUUUUGAUUGUAUGAUGAGACUAAUAUGUGUAAUUUUAGGAUUCCUUGUUCGCGAUUGUGGUGAGAACUGGAGAAUCGAUUUCUUUGGCUCGCUGGUACAUGAGAUUGUCAAGCUUCGCAGCGCAGCACCCGAGGAUCCGGAAGAAGCCGAGAGGCUCGAACAAGCUUUAAUCCAGCAGUACUUGGACCUCGCGUGGUUUAUCGAGUCCGAAAACUUGGCGGAGUCGUGGCGUAUGCCUAUGCUUUUUGACGGCAACCGGGUUAUGACUCUGCUGGAGACGCAAUCGGGACCGUUUAUGAAGGGCGUGUUGAAUGAGAUGAUGGGGUGGCAGUUUGAGAAUCCGAAGGGGACGGUCGCGCAGUGCGAGAAGUAUUUGUUGUCGAUUAAAGACAAAUUUCUUCCGAAGCCGCUAGACUAUGAUGAGCUUGACGAGCCUGCUGAGGUUGAUAAGCCUGCUGAGCCUGCUGAGAUUGAUAUGCUUGAUGAGCCUGCUGAGCUUGAUGAGCCUGCUGAGCUUGAUGAGUCUAAUAAGCUUGAUGAGCCUGAGAAGCCUAAUGAGCCUGAUAAUUCUCGCUGA